Molecule: messenger RNA, 3833 nt
Organism: Calypte anna (Anna's hummingbird)
Lineage: Eukaryota; Metazoa; Chordata; Aves; Apodiformes; Trochilidae
Gene: TIPRL
Product: TOR signaling pathway regulator
Exons: 7
Coding region: 178-999 (273 amino acids)
Biological process (GO): TOR signaling
Cellular component (GO): cytosol
Source: RefSeq, a predicted model, not a curated record
AAGCGGAAGUUGCUUGAGGCGGUGGUUCCGGCGGCACCGUUCCUGCCGUUAGGGGUGUACGAGCUGCGGUGGAGAGAGGCGAGACGAGGCGAGGUGGGGCUGGGCAGGCUCCGCCGCCGCCCUUCCCGGCCCCUCCGGCCUUCUCCUCGGUGAGGCAUUCCCCUCCUUGCAUCAGCCAUGCACCCCGUUUUCCAGAGCAGUCGGCGCGAAUUCAACUUCGGGCCGUGGAAGCUGAGCGCCGCUCGAACGCACAUCAUGAAGUCGGCGCAGGCCGAGAGACUGGCAGACGAGUUACACAUGCCUUCCCUACCAGAGAUGAUGUUUGGAGACAAUAUCCUAAGAAUACAGCAUGAUCAUGGUUUUGGAAUUGAAUUCAAUGCAACAGAUGCUUUAAAAUGUGUCAAUAAUUGCCAAGGUAUGAUCAAAGUGGCUUGUGCAGAGGAGUGGCAAGAGAGCAGGAGUGAGACUGAGCACACCAAGGAAGUAGUCAAGCCAUAUGAUUGGACUUACACAACAGACUACAAAGGAACACUGCUGGGAGAUACUGUAACAUUAAAGGUUGUUCCUACAACAGAACACAUAAAUACAGAGAAAUUGAAAGCCAGGGAACAAAUUAUGUUUUUUGAAGAAGUACUUCUGUUUGAAGACGAACUUCAUGACCAUGGAGUGUCAAGUCUGAGUGUAAAAAUAAGAGUUAUGCCUUCCAGCUUUUUUGUGCUGUUAAGGUUUUUCUUGCGAGUUGAUGGGGUACUUAUCAGGAUGAAUGACACAAGGCUUCAUCAUGAGGCUGACAAGGCUUACAUGUUGCGAGAAUAUACAUCCAGAGAGAGCAAAAUAUCAAGUUUAAAGCAUGUUCCUCCUUCCUUGUUCACGGAACCUAAUGAGAUCUCUCAGUACCUACCCAUAAAGGAGACAAUCUGUGAAAAACUAGAGUUCCCAGAGAAGCUGGAGCCUAAACCAGAAGCAUCACUGGAAACCACGUGUGUUAAGUCUAAAUAAAUGUGACUUUAUAUGGACUUGACGUAGACUGGAGAUAAUGUGAUCAGGUAACAAUUGCCAUGGCUGGCGGUUUCACUACUGGUGGAAUAAAAAAAUUGGCUAAUUUUUCUGUAGCCCUGAGAGAAAACAUUUCAAGCAGGUUUUGCUAAUGGUGUUUUUUGGUUUUGUUUUUGUUUUUUAAUCUGUACCUGGAAUUAAUGAUAGUGUGGCUGUGAGCUACAGGUUUCAACGGCAUUUUGAGAAACACUCUUGUGAUUUUAGAGUCUGUAUUUUGUUUAGUUUCCCAGUUAGGCAGGAGUAUUGUCUGGACCCUCCACCACAAACACUUCUAUGAAGAUUUUGCUAUUGCUGCUUCAGAUACUAAGAGACUAUUGGAGUCGUAAGAUUGGCAUGAUGUUAUUCUUACUGAGAAGUCAUCCAAAGGAAAAAAAAAAAAAGAGGAAAAAAAGAUUGUCUUCCGUGUUUUGAGCUGUCAGUCCUAAAUGACACAUUUUGCUUGGCUUUCUCUGCUGUGAGCUGAUAACCAACUGAGUUACUUUUUGUAUUCUCUGAUUCAGACUAAUUUAAGAAUAUUAAUUUCAUCUGAGGCUAUGUAUAGGGAGUAAAAAAGAAAAAAGCCUUGUUUGACACUAUUCAGAGGUAUUUGUGAGGCAUUACCUCCAGAGCAGAAUAGCUAGAAGUAAACAGAGACACAGACUGGUAAAUCUAUUUGACAAAUACCAGUUUAUUCUGAUGUCUGCUAGAUUUCUCUAAGCAGUUCUAGAGACUGUUACUUUGGGUCUGUAUGCUACUACAGUCAUGUGCUAUGUUUGAAACACAUUGUGUUGUAUUGACCUCCUGAUGGAAGUAUUUGAUGGUGCCCAAGUAUGAUGGUUUUACUGCCCUGAGAGUAAAAUUGCAGAGUGACAUAAGGCUGGGGAAGAAAGGGGUGUUAAUCUCUAGUCCUUCAAGGAUUCUGGUAUUUGCAGAUUGAGAAACAAGAUCCUAUAUAGCUUUAAAAGGAUGCUAACAGGUAUUACAGAUACAUUGGUUUAGGUUAUUUUUAAAAUUCUUAAAAUUCUGAUACUGAUAGAAGUGUGAUCACAUGUAUAGUCAUGGUUUUAACUCAACACAUUUUACAUUAAAUUUUAAAUAUUUAAAUUGCUUUUGGAAAUCUUAAAUUAUGUUAAUGGUUUGGCUUAAGAAUGGGGGAGCUAAACAGACUUGUCUAGGUUUACCCCGUGCUCGCUAUGAAGAGCAAGAAGCAAAAAAAAAUUGAAAAGCAAGGCCUUGUGACUUAAGGUGGUGGCCAAUAAGAAUGUGUACAUGUUCUGAUGUCAAAGUUUUUGUUAAAAGUCUUCAGAUUCUACACUGCAUGGCUCAAUAGAAACAACCCACCUCAAAACCUGGUAUUGAACCAGGUCUUUUGAGAAAUUGUUUUCGCUCAGAGAAGAGGACCCUGAGGUUUUUUGAAAAAAAGCCGACUGCCACCUAAGUGACUGUUUUCAUAGUAAAAACAAAUAAUACACUAAGUUUCACUUUUAUUUUAGACAGCCUGAGUUGAUCAUAAGAUUGAAAGGCAGCAACUAAGUGCAGGUUUUCCUGUGUAACUGAUUUGCUCCAACCUUUUGAAAGUCACUUCUCUGUGCCUCAGUUCCCUGUAUGUAAAAAUGAGAGUUAAUACAUGCCUACCUCACUGGGUUCUGUGAGGAUUAUUUUGUAAAAAAGUUAGUGAUUAGAAUUAUUUUUUUCCUGAAUACACCUUCAGCCUUAUCUUUGGAAUCCUUUGGAAAGAAUUACUACAAAAAAUCUUAUGAUCCAAAGGAUAAAAUUAGUGAAGAGAAAUGAAAUUAAAGUCUCUGAAAAAAAUUAUCAGUUGGACAUGAUCUGGGUGGGGGAAUUUACAGCCAGUAUGAAGUAGAGUUGAGGUCCUCCAUGAUUUCCCAUUGGAGUCCUAAAUUCUGUUGGCUUUUUUUAUCUUCCUGCACUUGAUUCUAAAGAUUUUAGUGUCAGGAUGAGUAAUGGUUUGGCUGCAAAUGGAAAGCAGCAUGGAAGUUUUCAAAAUUCAUUUGGUAAUAGAAGAUUAUUCAGGUUCACUCCAGUGAUGGAGGGGUAUGAGGAGAGAGUGACAAGGAGGAGAACAAUAAAUGGGAGUGAAGAGAUACUUUUCUGGUAGAGGGAAAUCAUCACACCUCUCUUAGUCAUGCCUUAAAGGCUUACAAGAACACACUUUAAAGCUGGUAGUGACUGAGGGGAGAGCUGAUGUAGUGCUGGCAUGAAAGAAACUUUUAUCUGCAUUUAUUAACAAAAAUUGUGAUUUAGUUUUGGUCAGUACUGCUAAUGUUGAGUUCCACUGAGCUGAAGUAUGGUGUGUGGGGGACACCCACAGAAUCAACACACAGCACUGAGAAGGGUGCUCUGCAUGUUUAGCUUUACAUGUGUUUAGACUUGUCCAUCAUGUAUAGCAAUUUGUGACCUGUUGAAACAAUUGUUCUGAAUGGACUCGAAUCCUGAUUAUAUAGAUACGUGAUAAUCCAUCUAUUUUGAGUGCUGCACAUUUAAGUGGAACACAAAUAUUGGGGAAAUCACAAGAACUUGUCAAGGAAGUUAGAGUUGCUACACAGUAAAACUUGGAGCACUUUGUGACUCUUAAACAACACAGCUUAUCAAGAAGCAGCAGUAUAAACUGUCCUACCACAAGCUCUCUGAUGCAAUUUUUCCACAGAAAAGGAGCACUUUGGAUACAAUAAUUUUAGGGGGAGGGAGCGAGGUGAUUCUCCAGCUGCUUUGUGGCAAGUUUAACAUGUGGCAGUUUAUAUUCUUGUAUGUUGCUAAAUAAAAUGUACCAAACAUUU